AAAGAGGAAGAGAAGGAGAGAAAAACUCGCCGUCUAUGAUGUAAAGAAGGGGUGUCUAUCGAUAGGCUAUCCCCUAUACGGAAGCCACUUGCCACGCAUCGGGUUAGACCGCGUCGCAUGGAGCGAGAAAUCUUCGGGGACGGUGGAAACCGGAGGCGCAUCUGAUUGGUUCAUCGGCGGUGCGGGAAUCGGCAAGAAGUCGACUUUCACAAUGGGUGACUGGAGAAGGAGCAGACGCUUCGGCUUGGAAACGGGCAGAAAGGAGGAUCGUGGCGAGGGCACAUCGGCUGGGCCGCAACAAGGCGGUGGCGAGGGCGGUGACGGUGUGACGAUCCCCGUCAUCGAGCAUCUCUCAUUGGGCAAUACCACUGGAGGUACCUAG
Molecule: messenger RNA, 382 nt
Organism: Trichoderma reesei QM6a
Lineage: Eukaryota; Fungi; Ascomycota; Sordariomycetes; Hypocreales; Hypocreaceae
Exons: 4
Source: RefSeq, a predicted model, not a curated record